AUGACGGAACUACCAGUUCACAAGAAAAAUAUGCUGAUUCUAGUUGAUGUUCUCUGUGUGGUUGUCGGUAAGUGCCCUAUUUCUCUCUCUCUAAUAACAUGGCUGAUAUAACAUUAUUUGUUGUAUUACCGAAGGACACCACGCUCUCUCCGCCGUCUACAUGCCCAACGCAAUAGGGUAGCACUAGCCACCGAUAAAUCAAUCAAAUAGUUGUUUAUUGGGUAAAUACUGGAUAAGACUGAGAAGGUGGGGGACUUUGUAAACAAUGUUUAGGCAAGCGACACACACAAGCCACAGGGCAAAGCCCAACAUGCAGGACACUUUCCAGUAAGAAGAACAGGUGUUCUGUGUUACACACAGACACACACACAGAAAGACACACACACACACACACACACACACACACACUGCAAUAGUAUUGUAAUAGGAAUAGAGAGUCAGCAUUGCUCGUGUUAUAUCUUGUUUCAUUGAUUCUUUCGUUGUCUGUCAGCACAUUACAGGUGUUCACAGUGCCUGGUGGAGUGGUGUAACAUUGAUCUUUAUUGAUUCAAAUAGAUUGUAGGCUAAAGUCAUCAGUCAGCAUGGGAUACUAACACAACAUGCAUAGUCACAAUUACUAUGAUUGUAAGUUUACUAUUUCACAGUUAAAAUACAUUUAUGAUGACCAUUUAAAAAUAAGCUGUAAUGGCUCGUGUGUGUGCGCGCGCGUUUGUAACGGAAUACCUGUUAUUUUGACUGGCCUUCCAUGGAAAGUGUCCUGUUUGUUGGGCUUUGCCCUGUGGCAUCCAGUGUGGUUGCUGUGUGUAGAGCCGGGGUUUGCAUGUUGGGACUUGCACUGGACUCUCAAGUCUACAGGAUCUGUAGUUUAGAAUAGACAUUUGGGUGGACAGUCUCCUUCCCUCUCUCCAUCUCCCACUCCCUCCACCUCUUUCCCUCUCCAUCCCUUUCUUUCUUCUCCCAAUCCCCCACUCUUUGUCUUCCUGCCACAAUCCUUUGCUAUCUUUAUUUUCAAAUUUUUAUUUUUUAUUUAAGCUUCAUUUAACUCUUUCUCCCGUGGUAUUUAGUGAGUGAGAGAGUAGGGUUGUUUAACAGUUAAGCAAGCUGGUCCUUGUUAACAAAUCAAAUCAAAUCAAAUGUAUUGGUCACAUACACAUGGUUAGCAGAUGUUAUUGCGAGUGUAACGAAAUGCUUGAGCUUCUAGUUCCGACAGUGCAGUAAUAUCUAGCAAGUAAUAUCUAACAGUUCCACAACCAAAAACCUAAUACACACAAUCUAAGUAAAGGAAUGGAAUAAGAAUAUACAGUGAGGGAAAAAAGUAUUUGAUCCCCUGCUGAUUUUGUACAUUUGCCCACUGACAAAGACAUGACCAGUCUAUAAUUUUAAUGGUAGGUUUAUUUGAACAGUGAGAGACAGAAUAACAAAACAAAAAUCCAGAAAAAUGCAUGUCAAAAAUGUUAUCAAUUGAUUUGCAUUUUAAUGAGGGAAAUAAGUAUUUGACCCCUCUGCAAAACAUGACUUAGUACUUGGUGGCAAAACACUUGUUGGCAAUCACAGAGGUCAGACGUUUCUUGUAGUUGGCCACCAGGUUUGCACACAUCUCAGGAGGGAUUUUGUCCCACUCCUCUUUGCAGAUCUUCUCCAAGUCAUUAAGGUUUCGAGGCUGACGUUUGGCAACUCGAUCCUUCAGCUCCCUCCACAGAUUUUCUAUGGGAUUAAGGUCUGGAGCCUGGUUAGGCCACUCCAGGACCUUAAUGUGCUUCUUCUUGAGCCACUCCUUUGUUGCCUUGGCCGUGUGUUUUGGGUCAUUGUCAUGCUGGAAUACCCAUCCACGACCCAUUUAAUGCCCUGGCUGAGGGAAGGUGGUUCUCACCCAAGAUUUGACGGUACAUGGUCCCGUCCAUUGUCCCUUUGAUGCGGUGAAGUUGUCCUGUCCCCUUAGCAGAAAAACACCCCCAAAGCAUAAUGUUUCCACCUCCAUGUUUGACGGUGGGGAUGGUGUUCUUGGGGUUAUAGGCAGCAUUCCUCCUCCUCCAAACACGGCGAGUUGAGUUGAUGCCAAAGAGCUCCAUUCUGGUCUCAUCUGACCACAACACUUUCACCCAGUUCUCCUCUGAAUCAUUCAGAUGUUCAUUGGCAAACUUCAGAUGGGCCUGUAUAUGUGCUUUCUUGAGCAGGGGGACCUUGCGGGCGCUGCAGGAUUUCAGUCCUAAACGACGUAGUGUGUUACCAAUUGUUUUCUUGGUGACUAUGGUCCCAGCUGCCUUGAGAUCAUUGACAAGAUCCUCCCGUGUAGUUCUGGGAUGAUUCCUCACCGUUCUCAUGAUCAUUGCAACUCCACAAGGUGAGAUCUUGCAUGGAGCCCCAGGCCAAGGGAGAUUGACAGUCCUUUUGUGUUUCUUCCAAUUGCGAAUAAUCGCACCAACUGUUGUCACCUUCUCACCAAGCUGCUUGGCGAUGGUCUUAUGCCCAUUCCAGCCUUGUGUAGGUCUACAAUCUUGUCCCUGACAUCCUUGGAGAGCUCUUUGGUCUUGGCCAUGGUGGAGAGUUUGGAAUCUGAUUGAUUGAUUGCUUCUGUGGACAGGUGUCUUUUAUACAGGUAACAAGCUAAGAUUAGGAGCACUCCCUUUAAGAGUGUGCUCCUAAUCUCAGCUCGAUACCUGUAUAAAAGACACCUGGCAGCCAGAAAUCUUUCUGAUUGAGAGGGGGUCAAAUACUUAUUUGACCCCCUUUAUAACAUUUUUUACAUGCGUUUUUCUGGAUUAUUUUGUUGUUAUUCUGUCUCUCACUGUUCAAAUAAACCUACCAUUAAAAUUAUAGACUGAUCAUUUCUUUGUCAGUGGGCAAACGUACAAAAUCAGCAGGGGAUCAAAUACUUUUUUCCUUCACUGUACACUGCUCAAAAAAAUAAAGGGAACACUUAAACAACACAAUGUAACUCCAAGUCAAUCACACUUCUGUGAAAUGAAACUGUCCACUUAGGAAGCUACACUGAUUGACAAUACAUUUCACAUGCUGUUGUGCAAAUGGAAUAGACAACAGGUGGAAAUUAUAGGCAAUUAGCAAGACACCCCCAAUAAAGGACUGGUUUUGCAGGUGGUGACCACAGACCACUUCUCAGUUCCUAUGCUUCCUGGCUGAUGUUUUGGUCACUUUUGAAUGCUGGCGGUGCUUUCACUCUAGUGGUAGCAUGAGACAGUGUCUACAACCCACACAAGUGGCUCAGGUAGUGCAGCUCAUCCAGGAUGGCACAUCAAUGCGAGCUGUGGCAAGAAGGUUUGCUGUGUCUGUCAGCGUAGUGUCCAGAGCAUGGAGGCACUACCAGGAGACAGGCCAGUACUUCAGGAGGUGUGGAGGAGGCCGUAGGAGGGCAACAACCCAGCAGCAGGACUGCUACCUCCGCCUUUGUGCAAGGAGGAGCAGGAGGAGCACAGCCAGAGCCCUGGAAAAUGACCUCCAUCAGGCCACAAAUGUGCAUGUGUCUGCUCAAACGGUCAGAAACAGACUCCAUGAGGGCCCGACGUCCACAGGUGGGGGUUGUGCUUACAGCCCAACACCGUGCAGGACGUUUGGCAUUUGCCAGAGAACACCAAGAUUGGCAUAUUCGCCACUGGCGCCUUGUGCUCUUCACAGAUGAAAGCAGGUUCACACUGAGCACGUGACAGACGUGACAGAGUCUGGAGACGCCGUGGAGAACGUUCUGCUGCCUGCAACAUCCUCCAGCAUGACCGGUUUGGCAGUGGGUCAGUCAUGGUGUGGGGUGGCAUUUCUUUGGGGGGCCGCACAGCCCUCCAUGUGCUCGCCAGAGGUAGCCUGACUGCCAUUAGGUACCGAGAUGAGAUCCUCAGACCACUUGUGAGACCAUAUGCUGGUGCGGUUGGCCCUGGGUUCCUCCUAAUGCAAGACAAUGCUAGACCUCAUGUGGCUGGAGUGUGUCAGCAGUUCCUGCAAGAGGAAGGCAUUGAUGCUAUGGACUGGCCCGCCCGUUCCCCAGAACUGAAUCCAAUUGAGCACAUCUGGGACAUCAUGUCUCGCUCCAUCCACCAACGCCACGUUGCACCACAGACUGUCCAGGAGUUGGCGGAUGCUUUAGUCCAGGUCUGGGAGGAGAUCCCUCAGGAGACCAUCCGCCACCUCAUCAGGAGCAUGCCCAGGCGUUGUAGGGAGGUCAUACAGGCACGUGGAGGCCAUACACACUACUGAGCCUCAUUUUGACUUGUUUUAAGGACAUUACAUCAAAGUUGGAUCAGCCUCUAGUGUGGUUUUCCACUUUAAUUUUGAGGGUGACUCCAAAUCCAGACCUCCAUGGGUUGAUAAAUUUGAUUUCCAUUGAUCAUUUUUGUGAUUUUGUUGUCAGCACAUUCAACUAUGUAAAGAAAAAAGUAUUUAAUAAGAUUAUUUCAUUCAUUCAGAUCUAGGAUGUGUUAUUUUAGUGUUCCCUUUAUUUUUUUGAGCAGUGUAUAAAUAUAUGGAUGAGCAAUGUCCUCAGAGUGGCAUAUGCUAAGAUGCAAUAGAUAGUAUAGAAUACAGUAUAUACAUAUGAGAUGGGUAAUGCAAGAUAUGUAAACAUUAAUAAGAUAGUAUAGAAUACAGUAUAUACAUAUGAGAUGGGUAAUGCAAGAUAUGUAGACAUUAUUAAGAUAGUAUAGAAUACAGUAUAUACAAAUGAGAUGGGUAAUCCAAGAUAUGUAAACAUUAUUAAGAUAGUAUAGAAUACAGUAGAUACAUAUGAGAUGGGUAAUGCAAGACGACAUCACCUUGUGGCAUAACCAUGUUUGUUGACACUGAGGGCUGUGUCUGGGCCUGGGGUCUGACGACAGUAAAAUCACUCCCUCUCUUUUCCUCUUUCAUUAUUUCCUCCCUCAAUCUCUCCAUCUUAUUUUCCUUUCAUCUCGUCUGCCUCCCCCCUCUCUCUCUCUGUAGUGGUCUAAGGGGUAGCAGUAAUCAGUCUACAAUUAGUGACAAGAAAACAAUUGGGAUUUUUUUAUUCCCGGUUCAGAUAAGAGUAAGACAGGGUUGUGUGUGUUUUAUUUAGUGUGUGUGUGCAUACAUGUGUGUUUUGUUAGUGUGUGUUUGAAGGCCAUAGCCCAGCUUCCUCACUGUGUAAUUAAUAUGGUAGGAAUGUGCUGAGUCCACAAACUGGAGCAGAUCUGACAAAGCUUUUCCUCUCUCACGUUUUCUUUCCCUCUCAUCCCUCUUUUACUCACUGUCUCUCGAUCCACUUUCUUUCUCUCUCUGUUUUACUCUUUUCUCCUCUCCUUUGCCCCUUGUCCUUUGCCUUGUUAUCACUGCAGACAAAGACACUUUACACACACACACGCACACACAGAGGCACAUUGAGUUCUUUCUGCAACAGUCUUUCAACAAAAAUACCAACCAAAUGCCACCCAAACCAAGCAAUCAUCCCUUCUGCUGAUAUGUGCAUAACAACAGGGCCUGACAUAUCCAUCCUUCAUUUGGACCUUUUAGAUCGUUCAAUAUUGACUGAUGAUUGUGUGAAUGGGUCAGAUUGCUGUUGUAAGACAUGUACACACCCUCUGGAAGAAUGUGAUUGGAAGACAAUGAUCAUGUUCAUUCUAAGGGUCAUUCUAAGGAAUCUAAAUUAAGGAAGUUUCACAUUGUGUCAAUGUUUUUCACUUUCUUCCCGGAACUUUGCUGUGAUGGGGGUCACAGUCCUUUAAAGACCUUGGGUCAUCAAACUUUCUCUGGAAGUGAAAUAUGAGACCUAAAACAGCUGCCGUUGCUCUGUCUGAGUUAUUACUGUUAUUUAUGUGACUUGGGGUUAAGAAGAGCAUCUGCAUCAAACUAUAGACUGAUACCAACUGUUGUUGUGUUAGUUUGUUAUUUAUCUGUUUGAUUUUCUGGGUUUUGCUGACAACUAGAGUUACAGAAGAUACUCUCCUGCUGUUUUACUGACACACACACACCAUCUCUCUGACAACUAUUUGUGUGUGUGUGUGUGUGUGUGUGUGUGUGAGAGAGCGAGGGAAGCGGGGGGUGUAGACUUUUCCUGUGUGGAAAAUAACCAGGAUUCUGACAGUACAGCGGGAUUACUACAGCCAUAGAGUACUGAUCCUCUUCCUGCUCUGUCUCCCUAUUGGAAUCUCUCUAUUGUCUAGAUUUAAUCAAGCGGUGUGUGUGUGUGUGUGUGUGUGUGUGUGUGUGUGUGUUGUAGCUGUUGGAUGUGACUAGUAGGACAGUAGGGUUGUGUAAGUUUUUUGGCUUCUAGUCUGGAGAAUAACAGGAACACUUCUUAGGUUCCUCCUUCCUGUGAGGUCAGAGGUCAGGAGGAAGUUGAUCAUGUGUCCUAUCUCACUAGACAUUCCUCCAUGUUUGUUUUCUCAGGGAGGAAUCUGGAACUUUCUAUCUAGCCAGAUGAGAUUGUGAAAGAGUGAAACAAUGUUAUCCCCUCUUCUUUCUCUCUGAACGCGCUGUCCAUUCUGUUACUGAAGACAUACUCCCUAGGCCAAGAUCACUGUGUGGGGCAGGUGGUUAAAGAAGACAGACUAUGGACUCUCCUUCCUGUGUCUUCUACUGGACACACAAACGCACAGCCCUCUGAGUCUGUGCAACAUCGUUGUUCUUCCUACAUCGCUGAGGAAGGUCGAGAUGUGUGCUACAAACUAACCUCUUCAGAAGAUACCGAAGAGAAUACUUGAAUCAGUUUUCCUUUGGGUUCAUUAAAACGUCUCUAGUACCAUUGGAUCCCAGGUACAGGUCGUCACCAGUUCUGUUACAAUAUAUGCCAUUCAACAGGGUUGAAUUGUUCAAAAUCAGUUCCAGAUUUACUGAAUCAAUUGUUACGACAUUGUCUUAAUAGUGUUGGCGUUUUAAUCUUGCAUCUAUUUGUUCACACACUCCCCUUUCUCCUCCCUUGUUUUAUCAAAGCCAGCUCAGCCCACUCUCUGGAGAGAGGAACAAUCUUGGUUCAACCCAACCCUUGGCUACAAUAACACUGGAGCAACAACCUUACUGGAAUAAAACUGGAAAUUACAAAAAUUAUAUGUUAGUGUGUGUUUAUUUCUCUGGCACUGCAGCGGAGUGCCACCCACCCAUACACACACAUGCACACUCACACCUCACCCUCACCACUAUUCUCCAGAGAGCUGUCUUAUCUAACUGUUAUCCUAGCACCCUACAAAGUCGACAUGACCUCAAAGUAAAUACCAGUUAGUACACUUCAAAGUGGCUGAGUGCACGCUUGACCUAGCGGAAUUAAGGUUGACCAAAUAGUCAUGCUGUUCAUAAGCCGCUGAUGAGUGACAGUGUGAGCAGGGCCGGCGCCAGAACGAAUCAGUUGGAUGGGCAUUUGAUUUCUAUAGGCGGGCCCGUUUUUUUCACGGGACCUCCUGUGUGCACGCACUUGCACAAAUGUUGUUAAUGGUUGUUAUAAAAAAUAAAAAAAAGUGAACCUUUAUUUAAUUAGGCAAGUCAGUUAAGAACAAAUUCUUAUUUACAAUGGUGGCCUAUUAUGAUAAAGACAGCUUGUGAGUUUCAAGUUUGGGGAAGCUUACAAGUAAUACAAUUUCUACCUAUCUGCGUGCCAGUUAUGAUUUUUAUACUGUAUUUGCAUUUUCGUGGAACAGUUUCAUUUCAAUAAUAACGUUUUUCGUUUCUCAAAACUAUUGUCACAUGGUUCAUCAUUAAAAAUCGUAAUAAAAAUCUAAAAGUUAAAAUUAAACUAAUGCAAGAGUGCCAGCCUUUGCCAUAUGGACACAUUGAUAGGCUACAACGUGAUCCAUUGGAAGAAAUGAGCGCAUGGAACUCAGAGAUAGCCUAUAGGCCAAUGCAGCAAGUAGGCCAAUAACUUCCAUCAUCAACUAAGUAAAAUACAUAGGCCUAAAGCCGACAAAAUAAAAACACUAGAACAUAUCCUGAUGAAAAUUCUGGUUAUUUCAAUUGCAUGAAUCUCUACUCUGCCUGCCUUUCUAUCAGUCUUGAUUUGAGCUAUGGCUAGUGAAGUGCAACAUUGUAUCAACUCAGCAGGUUGGUGUGCUCAGGCGUGGGCGCUCCCUAAAUUAUGGUUAUGAAAUAAAUACAAACUUGUUUCUCACAAGUGUAGCAGGUUGAACUCUGCAAACAACGUUUCCACUCUGAGAAUGAGAAUGGUAAAUGACUAAUACUGUGGCUUGCGAAAGUAUUCACCCCCCUUGGCAUUUUCCCUAUUUUGUUGCCUUACAACCUGGAAUUAAAAUUGAUUUUGGGGGGGUUUGUAUCAUUUGAUUUACACAACAUGCCUACCACUUUGAAGAUGCGAAAUAUUUUUCAUCAUGAAACAAACAAGAAAUAAGACAAAAAAACAGAACUUGAGCGUGCAAACUAUUCACCCCCCCAGAGUCAAUACUUUGUAGAGACACCUUUUGCAGCAAUUACAGCUGCAAGUCUCUUGGGGUAUGUCUCUAUAAGCUUGGCACAUCUAGCCACUGGGAUUUUUGCCCAUUCUUCAAGGCAAAACUGCUCCAGGUCCUUCAAGUUGGAUGGGUUCUGCUGGUGUACAGCAAUCUUUAAGACAUACCACAUAUUCUCAAUUGGAUUGAGGUCUGGGCUUUGACUAGGCCAUUCCAAGACAUUUAAAUGUUUCCCCUUAAACCACUCAAGUGUUGCUUUAGCAGUGUGCUUAGGGUCAUUGUCCUGCUGGAAGGUGAACCUCCGUCCCAAUCUCAAAUCUCCUGAAGAAUGAAACAGGUUUCCCUCAAGAAUGUCCCUGUAUUUAGCACCAUCCAUCAUUCCUUCAAUUCUGACCAGUUUCCCAGUUUCCACCACCAUGCUUCACUGUGGGGAUGGUGUUCUCUGGGUGAUUAUAGGUGUUGGGUUUGCGCCUGACAAAGCGUUUUCCUUGAUGGCCAAAAAUAUCAAUUUUAGUCUCAUCUGACCAGAGUACCUUCUUCCAUAUGUUUGGGGAGUCUCUCACAUGCCUUUUGUCGAACACCAAAUGUGUUUGCUUAUUUUUUUCUUUAAGCAAUGGCUUUUUUCUGGCCACUCUUCCGUAAAGCCCAGCUCUGUGGAGUGUACGGCUUAAAGUGGUCCUAUGGACAGAUACUCCAAUCUCUGCUGUGGAGCUUUGCAGCUCCUUCAGGGUUUUCUUUGUCUCUUUGUUGCCUCUGAUUCAUGCCCUCCUUGCCUGGUCCGUGAGUUUUGGUGGGCUGCCCUCUCUUGGCAGGUUUGUUGUGGUGCCAUAUUCUUUCCAUUUUUUAAUAAUGGAUUUAAUGGUGCUCCGUGGGAUGUUCAAAGUUUCUGAUAUUUUUUUAUAACCCAACCUUGAUCUGUACUUCUCUGCAACUUUGUCCCUGACCUGUUUGGAGAGCUCCUUGGUCUUCAUGGUGCUGCUUGCUUGGUGGUGCCCCUUGUUUAGUGGUGUUGCAAACUCUGGGGCCUUUCAGAACAGGUGUGUAUAUAUACUGAGAUCAUGUGACACUUAGAUUGCACAUGUGGACUUUAUUUAACUAAUUAUGUGACUUCUGAAGUUAGUGUAACCAAUUAUCUUAUUUAGGGGCUUCAUAGCAAAGGGCGUGAAUACAUAUGCAUGCACCACUUUUCUGUUAUUUAUUUUUUAGAAUUCUUUGAAACAAGUAAUUUUUUUCAUUUCACUUCACCAAUUUGGACUAUUUUGUGUAUGUCCAUUACAUGAAAUCCAAAUAAAAAUCCAUUUAAAUUACAGGUUGUAAUGCAACAAAAUAGGAAAAACGCCAAGGGGGAUGAAUACUUUUGCAAGGCACUGUACAUGCAUUAACAGAAAUUAAUGUAACCAAAUGACGGAGAUUAAUGGUAAAUUUACUAGUCCUACUGGUUACAAAUUGUAAUGGGGAAUUUAUCAAAAUAAACAAAGGGCAAACAAAUGAAACAAUGAAUGUGCAAGAAUUGGCAGGAGACAGAGGAGCACAUUCUGGAGAGCUGAGUGCAUGCAUUCUGGAGAGAGAUGCCCAUAUCUCCCCAACACACCCCUCCCCUUCUUCUUGUCUCAACAUUUUAAAUUAUACUCAAAACACAUUAUAGAUGCUUUUCGCUAAGCCUAUUGCCACAUGUGCUGCCCAGAUUGAUGGCUUCCCAAAUAGCCUAUACACUUCUGAUUUGAAACAAUCAGAGACGUAGCAAACCUGAGAGAAAUUGAAAGUUUAUAGUCAGUGACUUUCAAUGUGGCACUGUCAUAGGAUGCCAUCUUUCCAACGAGUCAGUUCGUCAAAUUUCUGCCCUGCUAGAGCUGCCCUGGUCAACUGUAAGUGCUGUUAUUGUGAAGUGGAAACGUCUAGGAGCAACAACGGCUCAGCCGCGAAGUGGUAGGCCAUACAAGCACACAGAAUGGGACCGCAGAGUGCUGAAGCGCGUAAACAAUUGUCUGUCCUCGGUUGCAACACUCACUACCGAGUUCCAAACUGCCUCUGGAAGCAACGUCAGCACAAGAACUGUUCGUCGGGAGCUUCCUGAAAUGGGUUUCCAUGGCCGAGCAGCCGCACACAAGCCUAAGAUCACCAUGCGCAAUGCCUAGCGUCAGCUGGAGUGGUGUAAAGCUCGCCGCCAUUAGACUCUGGAGCAGUGGAAAUGCAUUCUCUGGAGUGAUGAAUCACACUUCACCAUCUGGCAGUCCGACGGACUAAUCUGGGUUUGGCGGAUGCCAGGAGAACGCUACCUGCCCCAAUGCAUAGUGCCAACUGUAAAGUUUAUUGGAGGAGGAAUUAAUGGUCUAGGGCUGUUUUUCAUGGUUCGGUCUAGGCCCCUUAGUUCCAGUGAAGGGAAAUCAAUGACAAUCUAUAAAUUCUGUGCUUACAACAUUGUGGCAACAGUUUGAGGAAGGCCCUUUCCUAUUUCAGCAUGACAAUGCCCCCGUGCACAAAGCGAGGUCCAUACAGAAAUUGUUUGUUGAGAUCGGUGUGGAAGAAAGUUGGUGGAGGAGUAUUUCUCCAAAUCAGUAAAUUGAAAUCAAUUCAUUAGGCCCUAAUCUAUGGAUUUCACAUGACUGGGCAGGGGAGCAGCCAUGGGUGGGCCUGGAAGGGCAUAGGCCCACCCACUUGGGAGCCAGGCCCACCCACUGAGGAGUAUUUCUGUCUGUAAUAAAGCCCUUUUGUGGGGAAAAACUCAUUCUGAUUGGGUGGGGCUGGCUCCCCAGUUGGUGGGCCUAUAUCCUCCCAGGCCCACCCAUGGCUGCUCCCCUGCCCAGUCAUGUGAAAUCCAUAGAUUAGGGCCUAAUGAAUUGAUUUCAAUUUACUGAUUUGGAGAAAUACUCCUCCACCAACUUUCAAGUGACUGAUUUCCUUCAAUGAACUGUAACUCAGUAAAAUCUUUGAAAUUGUUGCAUGUUGGGUUUAUAUUUUUGUUCAGUAUAUGACUGGUGGAAGUUCAGUUUGCAUCAGGGGAGCAUGUUGUCUAGUGACAGGGUUCAUGAAAACAGGAAAAGGAUUUUAAAGUUUACAGAGUUCCUGGCAUCAGGGUGUCUAAAACCUUUGUCCUGUCAGAUUUAAGAGAGAGAGAGAGUGUGUGUGUGUGUGUGUACACCAUUGUAUUGUCAGUUAAGAGACAGACUAUAAAACUAUCUUGGUGCCAGUCUCUCUGCUCUGGUCUGUGAGUCACUGAACUAUGGGGAGAGAGAGAGGGAGUGAAAGAAAGAGGGAGAGAGCGAGGUUAAAGGAAAAGUCCAAGGUCUCUUCCGUGAGAGAUCAGUUUAAGGGAAUUUCUCAUGAUAACUUUGUGCAUAAAUAAAUACACAAUGAAUGUCCCAUUCUCUGUGUGUGCAUGCAUGCGCGUCUGUGUGUCACGUCCGGUAGUCAGCUCCCAUGCCCUUGUCAGCAGGGCUCAGUGGGGAAAGUUUUAAGGCUGUUAUGCCUAACAGCGUAUCUAUGGUGAUGGAUGUGUUUGUGUGGGAGUGUGUGUGUGCAUGAGCAUCAGAGCGCACACAGAGAUGAUCUAAACCCAGAUGCCUAACGUUGCAAUACUUCCAGGAACGCUUUCGCCAAGCAGACUCGACAGACCAGACAGGGGUUUGGGAAGUCAAUGGGAGAAGUGAAAAAUGCUUCCUUAGCUGUUAAUUUUCUCUAAAUCUAAAGGCACAACCUAGAUGUCUUAAAUAGCUGAACGUGUUAUUACUCCAACCUUGUGUGAAAGUGACUUUGAUUUGACGGCCUGCAAAUGCGCAGUUCGGAUCGAGACGACCGUUAGACCCGAUGACGUUUCUGAGCUUAGCUAGCCAAUGUUGCCAUGACAUCGCCUACAAGCGUGAUUGGGGAUUUCUAUUGGAGAAGCAGUUUCUAGGCAUCGUCAUACGAUACAAUCUUUGGAGCGCGUGUGUGUGGUGAUAGCUAGCAGCUAGCAGCUUCCUCUCCAGGGGACAGAGGUCACUGCUAUACUGCUGACCAAUAAGUGCCUAGAUGUGCCUUCACAGUUCCUGUCCAGCUGAUAGAUUUAAACAUGUCUGUCAGAGCCUGUUGAGCUGUUUCUUAAACCUCAACCUCACCUAGGCCUAUACGGAGACAAGUUCAGCACCAUGUUGAUACCGUCUCCCUCGACCCACUCUGACACCCCUCCUCUCUCUGCCUCUCCUUGCCCCUUCCUAUCUCUCUCCCUCCUUCCCAGCGGCCCUUCCGUCAGCGGUCUUGACGUUGAUGUUCAGUCCGUACCAGAGGGGUAUCUACUGUGAUGACGAGAGCAUCAGAUAUCCUUACAGAAGAGACACCAUCUCUCACAGGGCAAUGGCUGCAGUCACCAUCACCUCCUCCAUGGUCAUAGUAAGUUUGAUGAACAACUCGAUGGUUAUGUACAAAAUGGCACACUAUGCUAUGAGUUUGCCUCUCUCUCUCUCUCCAUAGAUAACUACAGGAGAAGCGUACCUGGUGUACUCCAAGCGUCUCCACUCCAACUCUAACUUUAACCAGUACAUGUCAGCUCUCUACAAGGUCAGUUGGAACACAGGCCAUAGUUUUGGGCCGACAAUAUGUGGUCUUAGCUUGGAUUGGCUAGCUGCCUCUUCCCAAUUUCAUUGGUUUGGGAAAGUGGUUAAAUUGGCCUGUGCUGUGCCUCUACUAGGUGGUGGGGACCUUCCUGUUUGGAGCAGCUGUGAGCCAAUCACUGACUGACCUGGCCAAGUUCACCAUAGGCAGGCCACGCCCUAACUUCCUGUCUGUGUGUAAUCCCACUGUGUGUUCUGGGUACAUGCUGCAACUCAACUGUACUGGCAACCCUCGAAACGUCACAGAGUCCAGGUCUGUCCGUCUUUCUGUCCGUCUUUCUUUCUUCUCUUGCUAUGUCAUACAAUGUCAACGUGAGUUUAUGUCCUCUAUGUUCCAGAUUGUCGUUUUACUCCGGACACUCUGCCUUCGGGAUGUACAGCAUGCUGUUUCUAGCGGUGAGUGUUUUUUUAUAUUUGUGUGAGUUUCAUACACACACACACGUGAGAUGACGAUUCAUGUCUGUGUAUAUGUCCUGUGUGUAUAGUUGUAUGUGCAAGCCCGUAUGCAGGGGAAGUGGACUCGUCUGGUCAGACCCACAGUGCAGUUCUCCCUCGUGGCGUUUGCGGUGUAUGUUGGAUACACACGGGUUAGCGACUACAAACACCACUGGAGCGACGUACUGGUGGGACUGCUGCAGGGAACUCUCAUCGCUGUGCUCAACGUGAGUGUGUGUAUAGGGGGUUGUAGGAGGUGUGUGUGUAUAGGGGGUUGUAGGAGGUGUGUGUGUAUAGGGGGUUGUAGGAGGUGUGUGUGUGUAGGGGGUUGUAGGAGGUGUGUGUGUAUAGGGGGUUGUAGGAGGUGUGUGUGUGUAGGGGGUUGUAGGAGGUGUGUGUGUAUAGGGGGUUGUAGGAGGUGUGUGUGUGUAGGGGGUUGUAGGAGGUGUGUGUGUAUAGGGGGUUGUAGGAGGUGUGUGUGUGUCUGUGUGUUUGUACACGUCUGACUACUAGUGCUGAGCAAUUAACCGAAAUGUCUGUAAUUUUUCGGUUUUUGAACAACUAAUUGACUGAUGUCGGUUCAAUUAUUUGAAUUCCAUUUCGUUUGUUUUUUUCUGUUAGCUCAAUGCACACAUUGCACAGUUUCUCUAGAGAUAAAUCAGAUCAAGCCGAACUGUGCGAUGUAGUAGGGAGUUGUAGGUUCCAGAAAAGACAUGAUCUAAGUGAUUGAUAGUUGGUAUUCAGCAGUCAUAAAAGUAUGCCUUAUUUACUUUGAAGAACUACUAAAAUAGUGAUUUUGUCAGACUGCAUAGACAGCAGCUCUAUAGAGAUGAGAUGAUGACUUGGAAUGAAAUAAUAAAGUCAUCAAAUAAAACAAAUGUAAUAUACACAACAUCUGAGAUUUUAUUAAAGUAAUGUGAAUAAAUUAUGGUUAAUAAGUGAUGAGCAGUAAUGGGCAGUCACUACCAUCAUGGGACUUUUAUUAAUUGUUUUAAUCUGUGUUACAGCAUUCAACCCACAAUGCAUAGUGCAUUUAAUGUUUUAAAAAACAAUAGUGACCGAAAUCGAAAACAUAAUUAUUUUUUAAUAAUCGAACUGACCUCAAAAAGCAGUAAUCGCUCAGCACUACUGACUAUAAACUAUCCUUUUCUCUCAGGUUUGCUACGUCUCUGAUUUUUUUAAGCUCCGCCCCCCUCCUCGCUGCCUACGACCAGAGACAGCUGAAGACGAAGACCUAGAGGCCAAACCUGGCCUGAACACAGACACACAACUACACAACUACAGCCUGAACAGAGACACACAACACAACAACCACUACAACUACACCACUACCACAGCCUGA
Molecule: messenger RNA, 14708 nt
Organism: Coregonus sp. 'balchen'
Lineage: Eukaryota; Metazoa; Chordata; Actinopteri; Salmoniformes; Salmonidae
Source: the annotation of a GenBank genome assembly